Beta vulgaris subsp. vulgaris (sugar beet) is the source of this 1935-nucleotide messenger RNA. RefSeq lists its product as hypothetical. The transcript is spliced from 3 exons. Lineage: Eukaryota; Viridiplantae; Streptophyta; Magnoliopsida; Caryophyllales; Amaranthaceae. The record is from RefSeq and is a predicted model, not a curated record. Bases 151 to 1725 code for a protein of 524 amino acids.
UAUCAUCAUCAUACACUAUUUGGUAGUUAGUACUACAGUUAGAGGAAAUUAAAGCUGGUGAAAAUCUCCACAAAUUUCUUCUUAAUCUGGUAGAGAAUAGAGACGACAUUUCAUUUCUUAGCUACAAAGAUCAGAUCAGAAGAACCAAUUAUGUCAGACGCAGUGAUCCUUGCCUCCAAUUCAUCAUGGAGAGGAUGUGCAGCUUCAUUUGCUCAACCUAUAAGUUCCCAAAAACAGGUUGAAGCUCAAAGUUUAGUUGAUACAAUAUAUCGUAUCAAUUGCAAUCAAUCCGAUUCAGUUCUGGAAAAAAUCGUUUACAGAACUGGCGACGGAGAUACAGACAUCCGUCGCCAGGUUUUCCGUUGGGAUUUAGCCCCACAUGAUGAGGUUUUUCGCAACGGAUUUCAAGUACGUCGGGGUUUUUUCUCCCCCGACUUUACUUUUUACAAUAUCUCGUCCUAUGUGCAAGACAAUAGUGGAAGGCCCUUGGAUUCUAGGAAAACUUCUACUUAUGCUUUUAUUAGCACCACUGUUAGCAAUUCUUGGUAUCCACCUAUACCAAGUGAGGAGAAUCAACCGAGGACAAUUGAAGUUUACCGCUACGAGAUAUAUGCACCUGGUGGAAUUUGGACUUCUGCUACUUUGGGAGAUAAGAAUGGUAGGAAGUUUAAGAGGCUUGAUGAGGUUGCCUUUGCUGGUGGUAUUGCUUCUCAAUAUAUUCGAUCUGUUCAAGUCUUUACGUUGACUGGUUAUCCUGAUGGGACGACUACAAUCGAAAGAGCUGACAACAUGUUGCGAAUCAAUGGCAACUUCAAUCCACAAUCUCAUCCACAAAGGCUACUCAACAUUGAGAACCCAGUAAUUUACUAUACAUCAGACAAGGCACGCCUAGUUCAACGUAUAGUAAACAAAUCCUCGACGAGUAACCCAAACAUCAUCACAUGGUAUGCCACAGAUGUUGCUGAACGUGCUGUAUACAUGAGCUCUGUAUUUCGUUCAUCUCGUCAAGAUGAAGCUUAUUACAUCUUACAAAACAUUGUCACACUAUUAAACUAUAAUCCUGGUGGUUCAAACGACUUUAUAGUAAAUGGUCCAUCUUUUAUUUCUCAACAAUUUCCAUCACUUGAGUAUUCUCCCUUUGGAGAACAUGGUAUUGAUGCUGCAUUUCAAUUGCGAGGCGAUCAAGCAAUCAUUUUUUGUGGCAAUCUUUGUGCAUUGAUAGAUUACGCACCCGAUUCCGGAGAUGAUAAGAUACUAAAAGGUCCAAUGAUAAUCUCCGAGAUGUUUCCUUUUCUCAAAGGAACAGUGUUUGAGAAUGGUGUAGAUUCAACAUGUGAGUUGAAAAGAGUGGAUUAUGAAGCUUAUUUUUUCAAGGAGAAUUUAUGUGCACAUAUAAGGUAUAGUCCUAAUGACACAAAACUUAUUGCACUAGGCCAAAUUUCUCAAAUUCGACCUGGAUUAAAAGAUACUGUGUUUGAGGCUUUGGGAGUUGAUGCAUCAUAUGCUUCACAUUCUAAUGAUGAAGAAGCAUAUUUCUUCAAAUUUUACAAUUAUGGACCAAUGACUAUUACUGAUGGAAAAGAGUUGAUUGAAGAGGUUUAUGUAAUGGGUGCUAAAGCACCAGUUAUUCAUAGUUUUGUACCUCAAAGAAAUGGCGGUUUUGACAUGCGUGAAGAUGCUGGAACUCGACCAGAUGCUAAUGACUAUGACCAUGAUGCUGUUUAAGAAUAAGUUUAGCAGGAUGUAUGGUAUAAUAAUGUAUGAUUUUCUUAAGUUUGUAUGGUGUUUUUAGUAUUUCUACCUUGUAUAAUGGGGAUGAGGUACUUUGUUGUUUGAAUAAGGCAAGCAGUCUGUCUGUUGUAUGCCAUUUGCUGUUUUAUUAAGUUGUUGGUUAUCAAAGUUUGAAGUGUUGUGUAAUGAAAUGGUUUUUGUUAA